This is a messenger RNA of Pochonia chlamydosporia 170, 1980 nucleotides long. Its product is annotated as ring-15 protein. Gene Ontology annotation, biological process: positive regulation of transcription by RNA polymerase II. The record is from RefSeq and is a predicted model, not a curated record. The coding region runs from base 1 to 1980 and encodes 659 amino acids. Lineage: Eukaryota; Fungi; Ascomycota; Sordariomycetes; Hypocreales; Clavicipitaceae. Gene Ontology annotation, molecular function: metal ion binding; transcription cis-regulatory region binding. The transcript has a single exon.
AUGAAUCCUUCGAACUCUAUCGUGGGCAAGACCCCUUCCACGCCCUCGAGCUAUCCAACGCAGCCACAGGCUGGUCCUGCAACCUCGAGCUUCGAAUCUUCCCGCCGCCUCAGCCAGCCUGGCUCGUCUUCCGCACAGCCCAUGCCCAGAAAAGGGCAAGCUUCCCGGAAACAGCACAGAAAUCAACGAAGACCAAGUGCGAGCCAAAGAUCAAAUAGCAAUCCUGACGACUAUGACGCCAUGGCUGAGCUCCGAGCUGUCCGAAACCCGUCAAGCAGGAGAGGCCAGACGUCGAUUACCCAUCUUCUAAACUACACGACUCCCCGGCCGUUCCAAGACCACAGCUAUCACCCUAGGUCAUAUCGGAGGAAUCCUACCUGGGGCCCUGGAUCUGGUCACCACGCGGCUGAUAAGUCGAGAUAUGUACACUCCAACUACCGAUUUGUCGUCUCGCCAGAGGGGACCUAUACCAAGCAUGAAGCCGAUGCCGACGUAUUUUUAGACUGGGCGGAUGUGCUGCAGAUUAUUGCUUCCUCUGAGUCUCAGACAGCUUCGUGCCCAAUUUGCCUUUCGGAACCGGUGGCUCCACGAAUGGCAAAAUGUGGUCAUAUAUUCUGUUUACCGUGCUUGAUUCGGUUCAUGCACUCAAAUAGUGAUGACGAUUCCAAGUCCAACAAAGGUGCUCGAUGGAAGAAGUGUCCAAUCUGCGAGGACAUCAUAUAUCUUCACGAGGUGCGGGCUGUGCGGUUCUAUGCUGGACAGGAGAGCCCCCUACCUCGGGUGGGUGACGAUGUGGUCCUACGACUGAUGGCAAGAAAGGCAAAUUCUACUUUGGCAUUACCGCGAGAAGGUGGCGCUGAGGUCCUCAACUCGGGAGAUGAUGUACCAUGGCACUAUGCCGCGAAUGUCUUGGAUUACUCGAGGAUUAUGAAGGGCAGUGCGGAGUACAUGGCUAACCAGUAUGAGGAGGAAGUUGCCGCGUUGAUGAAACAAGAGAAGGAGGAUGAGACGUUGUUUGGCGUAGACUCGGAGUGGAGUCAGAAGGCCAUCAAAGCUAUACAAGCCGCCAAAGAAAGGACUGAUGCCUUGAAAGCACCAGCCGAAACUGGAUCAACUUCAGCUUCCACUCUGGCUAAGCCAUCAUCAGAUGCCGACUUUUUCUUUUACAGCGCUCCGCCACAUUUGUAUCUGUCACCGCUGGAUAUUAGAAUCUUGAAGGCGAAAUACGGCUCGUUUGCGGCCUUCCCGUCAACACUACUCCCACGAGUUGAGCACAUCUCCACGGGACACGUGGUCGAUGAUGUACUUCGCAAACGCACAAAGUAUCUGGCACAUCUUCCGCAUGGCUGUAUCAUCAGCUUCCUGGAGUGUGAUUGGACAGAUAUCGUGUCUGCGGAAAUACUGCAAUCAUUCGCGGGAGAAAUCGAGAAGAGGAGGAAGCGAAACCGAGAGAAGGCUGCCCAAGAGGAGCGCGAGAGACUGCAGUCUGAACGAAUUGAGGCAGCAGCCCUUCGAGGCGCACUCGGCGUCACUGCCCGCAGACAUGCAGCACUGGAGCCGGUAGAAGAGGAUCACUCACCUGCUCUGGACAUGUCUGAAUUCCAACCGCUGAGCAGCCAAUCUGGCGCAACACCCCCGGAUCCGCGACCAGGCUUCGAAACGUUGGCAUCAAUGUCAACGAGUCCAUCAACACAGCGGACUGUGUGGGGGACACGGGUUGUGCCGGUUUCUCCAGAGCUAGAGCCCACUCGGCCUCCAGUAGACGAUGGCUGGCUCAAAGAUGAGGAUUUGUUUGGUACGGCUGAGCUCGCCAUGCAAAUUGAAGCAAUUGAUGCUAUGGAAGGUGUCAAGGCUGCCGACACAGGUGGCGAGGGUGCGGCUCUCGACGGAGGCACUGGAGUUGCAGUCGGGGGCGGCAAGAAGAAAAAGAAGAAACAGAAAAUCACACUAAUGAGUACAGGCGGCCGAAGAGGUCAAUAA